AUGUUCACCGUCUCCGCCCCCACGCACGCGAGCCUUCGGGCGUUCAAGCCGAACACGGUUUCGUCCAAGACCACGGCUGCGGUUCCGCGCUCGAGCGGCCGCGUCGGUCUCGUCGUCGAGGCGUACAAGAGAGCGGCGAAGAAGACGAAGGCGGUGCUCUUGAAGACGUCCGACGUCGGCCAAGAGGGCGACAUGGUCGAGGUCUCUAACGGUUUCUUCCGCUCGUACCUCGAGCCGCAAGGUUUGGCGACCAAGGUGAGCCAAGAACUGAUGGCUGAGUUCGAGGCGAAGGCUGCCGAGGCGGCGGCGGCCAAGGCGAAGGAAGUGCAAGACGCCAAGGCGCUCGCGACGGCGCUCACGACGAUUGGCAAGUUUGUGGUGAAGAAGACUGUGGGUGAAGAUGGCAAGAUUUUCGGCUCCGUCUCGGCGGCUGAUGUGGUCGAAGCGAUCAAGGCUCAAACUGGCAAGGAGUUGGAAAAGAAGGCUUUUGACGUCCCCGACAUUUCCGCCGUCGGCGUCUACGAAAUCAACGCCACGUUCCACAAGCAAGCGCAGUGCAAGUUCCAGCUCGAAGUUGCGAAGGAUUAA
Messenger RNA from Ostreococcus lucimarinus CCE9901, 588 nucleotides. It is a transcript of the gene PRPL9, whose product is annotated as Plastid ribosomal protein L9, imported to chloroplast, large ribosomal subunit. Gene Ontology annotation, cellular component: ribosome; mitochondrion. The transcript is spliced from 2 exons. NCBI's taxonomy places the organism in Eukaryota, Viridiplantae, Chlorophyta, Mamiellophyceae, Mamiellales, Bathycoccaceae. Gene Ontology annotation, biological process: translation. The record is from RefSeq and is a predicted model, not a curated record. Gene Ontology annotation, molecular function: structural constituent of ribosome. Bases 1 to 588 code for a protein of 195 amino acids.